This is a messenger RNA of Cimex lectularius (bed bug), 3916 nucleotides long. RefSeq lists its product as uncharacterized. NCBI's taxonomy places the organism in Eukaryota, Metazoa, Arthropoda, Insecta, Hemiptera, Cimicidae. The record is from RefSeq and is a predicted model, not a curated record. Bases 488 to 3577 code for a protein of 1029 amino acids. Gene Ontology annotation, molecular function: protein binding. The transcript is spliced from 14 exons.
GUACGUUGUCGGCCGAUAACAACGCUGUAAUAUAUUACAUCUGCGUCCAUAGUAUUACGGUAUUACAGAUACGUGGGAUAAAAGGUUACCCCGUAUACCCUUCCCCUUUUAUCGAUUCUACGGUAGCCCGCACUGUAUCGAGUGAGAUUUUAACCAAAGGCUUUACGUCUCGUUCUGGCGAUUUAAUCCCGGUCCAUCGUAUCGUCGGCCGGCGGGGUUCUCGUAUCGAGAAAAAAAGUCCGGGGAAAAGUGUCCGUAUCGACGUUUAGUUUUAUUUUUGGGGUUUUAGUGACGGAUCACCUGUCGAAACGGUGUUAAAGGCGUUCGCUCGCUCUGUUCUUUUUGUUGUUUUUUAACUGUUGAUGUUAUAAUUUUUCAAAACAAUCGCCGACACUUUUUUUCAACAAUUUCUAUCGUAGACGCUUUCUGUUGUAACCGACAAAAGAAGAUGAAAACACGAGAUAACUGAGUUUCAGAUGAUUGAGAGAUGGAUUUGGAGACAGAAGGAGGGUGUCACCCAGAGGAGGGUGGGCACAAAAGGGGUAAGAAAAAGAAGCUCGUCCAAGAGGUUUACGACCCUCUCCCCCCGAAGGCCACAGAAGGGAAGAAUUUCGAGAUUUCCCAAGAACUCGAAUAUGCAAACAGGAUCCUGCAGGCCAUAAUGAAAUUGAAGAAUAUUCAACCCUUUUAUGAGAAGCCGAAUCCAGAUUCUUUUGGGAUGUCUUCAUACUAUAAAAUAGUGAAGGAACCCAUGUGGCUUUAUGAAGUUAAAAGAAAACUGGAAGAGGGUGAAUAUAACGGGCUAAGCGAUUUUGUUAAGGAUAUGAGGCUCCUUCUUGAAAACUGCUACAGAUUUUGGGGUGUUCAACAUAGGAUAACUAAAAAGGGAUUACUUAUGGAACAUAAACUGGAACAAAGGCUGCAGGAAAUUCCCAAACCCUUGUUGGAUAAGUUAAACAGAGAAAACCCUGACAACAAUCAGGAGGUCGACGUCGUUAAUAACGAAGUACAAAACUUGCCCUUUGUUCCAAAUGAGAUUGUAGAUUUGGACGAUUAUGAGGAAAACGAUGAGGCAGAAGCGCCUGUGGACCAGGAAAAUCAAAAGGACCAAGAGGAUAUGAACGAUAUGGAAGAAAAUGAAAGUAACAGUGGUGAUUUUGACGAAGACAGUAACAAUUCUACAGUAUAUUCAUCAUCUGUCGUUUAUUACACUACCAAAGUCUUUCAGUCAAAAAUAUUGGAAAAAGUUUUAAAAAAUGAGGUUGAUGAGGAAGAUGAAGCGGAUGAUAGUGAAGAGGCAAAGGAACUGGAGCAAAAGAUGCUCAGCUGGGAAAGAGAGAACCUUGUUACUGAAGAGAUUCAACAAGAAAUAAGGAAAAUGUGGCAGCUUGCAGAAAUUGGCCAUUUUUUAAAACUUACAUUUGAAGUUUUAAAUGUCGAAGAAAUGACACAGUACGAGGUUGAAAGGAUGCUGUUGAUGCCAAGGGAGUCAUUGACCCUCACGACUCUUAUGACUUCAAUGCUCAGUCCUGAAAUAAAGCGUGCUUCUCUCGAUGAAUCUCCUCUCAUGCCGUAUGAAGUGUGGACUGGCAAAUUGAGCAGAAAAAUAGAAGAGUGGCUUGGAGUGUUUUAUUUGUCCAAUGACAGGCUAGAGGUUUAUGAAAAAAUAGGUAUUGAACCUUAUUUCUGGGAUGUUAUUAGACUGACCAAUCCCUUAACCGAAAAGAGAUUCCAUGAAAUAAGUUUCUUCCAGAGAGUGUAUAUAGUGAAAUCUCUUUGCAACAACCUUUUGCAUACAAAUAAAACAAUCCAAGAUUUAUUUAAUGAAGAAAAUCCACUUGUUGAGGGUAUCCGACCUGUCGUUCUUGGUAAAGACGCUGAGGGAAGUAAGUACAUAUCACUUCCUUUCUUGCCAGAAAUCAGGAUAUACAAGGAGACGAAAGUUUUAAAUAAAACUUUGUCGCAGUGGCGUACUCCAGAGGGCUGUGUUUUUAAACUACAAAAAUUCCACAUCACUCCUGUUUGGGAUGAAGACGAGCAACAGAUUAACGUCGCACCGUCGGAAACAUUCAGUUUGAUUGCCGACGACUUAGACAGUCUUAUCGCUCUGAUCGAGGAAUCUAAGGAGAAUGAACUUUUUAGUUUAGUGACAAAAUUGAAUCAGUACCAAAAGGAAGCGAGGUCGUACAGGAUAAAAUGUGACGGCCUGAGAGCUUUGUACCAGCAAUGGAACAAUUACCAAAACAGGCCUCCUGAAUAUUUCACCAAUAUGCUGAACCUUUGGCUAAGAACUGAAAAACCUGUGGUACAGACAGUGCAAUCUAAUCCCAACGAAUCUGGAGAUUUGGGAGAAAGCAGUAGCUGUGUCUUAGGGAAAAGAAGAAGUGUGACAAUGUCUUUUAAGGGUUUCAAUUCCGAUGCAGAUGACUUUUUUGAUAGCGAUUCGGACUGGGAAGCUAAUCAUAAGAAACGGCGUAGAAGGGGGCCGAAAAAGAAAGCCAAAGAGUCAAAAGAACAAAAAAUGGAAUUUAAUAGUACCAGCAAUAGCAUUAUUGAAAAUAAUGAUAGUAGUAUGGCAUCGGAGGGUGUUAAUGAAAGUUUUCAACAGGCAGGUUCCAAACAGGUUGACUUCGAAGAGACAAAGCCUACGCUUUCUGAACUAAACGCAUACAUGGCUAAGGCUGAGAAUAAAAAUAAUAUUGAAAAGUUAGACACACCGACACCUUCGAUUCGAGUCGUACCCCUUGCUAAAAUGAAAGAAGAAAAAGCCGAUGAUGUGAUAUGUAUAAGCUCAGAUGAAGAUAAAGAUGAUGAUGUUGUCCUCAGUGGUGCAAAUCAAAUUAAGAAAACAAUUACAAAUGUUCAGUCAUUAACUCAGCAGGUUACAGUUCAGCAAGUAUCUCUUUUACACAUGCCAGAAGUUAAAAAACAGGUGUUGGUACCGGUCUCUAACCAGAGUUCGGUGACGCCGAUGAGGAUACAGAGGCCAAGAUCAUUUCCUACGCAAGAAACAAGGCAGAGGGCUGUAACGAUACAAAAUGUCCGUGUACCAAUGCCCCAAACACCAGUGUUCCCUCAGAACAGAGGAAGAAUUGUAAUGCCAUCUCCGAUGAAGCAACAGCAGGUAGUCAUGCCUCAGCCUAUACCAGCUGCUGGGGCGCAGCAGCAAACAUGGCAGAGAUCUCCUCGACAACAGUCUCCACGUCAGCAAUACCAGUACAGUCCUAGAGCAAGGACGCCUACCUCCCCGAUGACGAGGAUGAGGACUCCGACAACACCCGUUAACAACAGGGCGAUGACUUCCCCAAGGCAGAUGACGCCCAGGGCGUUGUUUAACAGUCCUAAUAGAGCCCAACAGAGGGCUGUACCUGCCCCGAUCAAUUCUUCUCCCGAUACUAUCGAAGGAAUGUUAACAGUAGGAAGUGAUCCUGACGGUACUUAUCGGUAUAGAGUGAAGCUAUCAGACGGUGGCAUCAUCAACUUAUCAAGGGCAGAAGUCGAAGAUAUUCGUCAGAAGAAUAAUGGCAUUCUUCCGCAAAAAGUCAAUGUCCCAUUAGUCAAGAGAAAAGGAUUCUAAUGAAUAAAAAACUGAUAGUUGUUUGUAAAUAAUUUAACUGAUUAAGUAAAACUGGAUCAUUUUUUUAUAUUUCUUUUUUAAUGAGCACAAAACUGUGUUUUUCAUCACAUUUACUAGUUAAUUGCAUUCCUAGAACUAUUCUGAUGUUCAAGUUAGUAUAUUCCUUUUAACAUGUGCCAUGAAAGCAACUUAAAAAUUAUUAUAUUUGUUAACCAGUAAUUUCAAGUUCCCCAAGAAACUUCAAAGUUCAGAAUUGGAUCAAUUUUCUUUGUGUAAGUAUUGUAAUAUAUAAAAUUAUAUAUACAUUUUGUAAAUACAUUAAAUUUUCAAAUUGAAAAU